UGCCAGUGUGACAGCCAGUAGUCCAGUAUUUUGUCGACACCAGUUUGUUGAAAAUUUUUCAAAAUUGCGAAACAUAUUUUAAGCUUUUUAAAAAAGAAAAAGACUCCUCAGUCUUCUGGCAGCGGCAGUGAGGACAACAAAUCCCUACAGCAGCAGGAGUCCGCACAGUUGAGCAAACAGCUUGAGCCAAGCAGUCCCGGCGCGUCGUCUAGCAAGUCGUCGCCGUCACCGUUGACGACCGCGACUAAAUUGGACACAGCUGCUGCACGGCCCCAGGCGAACACCACCAACACAUCGGCAGACCCAUCGGCGCAAAAAGCCGCCAAAAUAACACCACCCACAGGUGCCCAGUCUACCAUAUCGUCGCCGCCUACCACGCAGGCAACAACCGCUACCGCGGGCGAUACAACAGACGCUGCCGGAUCAUCAUCAUCGGUAUCGACCACAGCGACCUUCCGUCUCUCUUCGUUAACAGGUACCAUCUCGAAAAUGGGAAAUAACGCCACCACUUCCAAUAAAAAAGUGGAUGCUGCCGAAACCGUCAAAGAGUUCCUCGAACAGGCCAAAGAAGAGUUCGAGGACAAAUGGCGCCGCAAUCCAACCAACACCGCCUCUCUUGAAGACUUUGAACGCAUCAAAACCCUGGGCACCGGCUCCUUUGGCCGGGUCAUGAUAGUACAACACAAGCCGACAAAAGACUACUAUGCCAUGAAGAUUCUGGACAAGCAGAAGGUUGUCAAACUAAAACAGGUCGAGCACACGCUCAACGAGAAGCGCAUCCUACAGGCCAUCUCAUUUCCAUUCUUGGUGUCGUUGCGCUAUCACUUCAAAGACAACUCCAACUUGUACAUGGUACUCGAGUAUGUACCGGGCGGUGAAAUGUUUUCGCAUCUACGUAAGGUUGGCCGUUUCUCGGAGCCCCACUCGCGCUUCUAUGCUGCGCAAAUUGUACUCGCCUUCGAGUAUUUGCAUUAUCUUGAUCUAAUCUAUCGUGAUUUGAAGCCAGAAAACCUGCUGAUCGACUCACAGGGCUACCUCAAGGUAACUGAUUUCGGUUUUGCCAAACGUGUCAAAGGCCGCACCUGGACAUUGUGCGGUACCCCUGAAUACCUCGCCCCCGAGAUUAUUCUCUCCAAGGGCUACAACAAAGCUGUGGAUUGGUGGGCACUCGGUGUACUUGUCUAUGAAAUGGCCGCCGGUUAUCCACCCUUCUUUGCCGACCAGCCCAUACAGAUCUACGAGAAAAUUGUAUCGGGCAAAGUACGUUUCCCCUCACACUUUGGUUCGGAUCUGAAAGAUCUGCUGCGCAACCUGUUGCAGGUCGAUUUAACCAAACGCUAUGGCAAUCUGAAGGCGGGUGUGAAUGACAUCAAAAAUCAGAAAUGGUUCGCUUCGACAGAUUGGAUUGCGAUCUUCCAGAAGAAAAUUGAGGCUCCAUUUGUGCCACGGUGUAAGGGACCCGGUGACACUAGUAACUUUGACGACUAUGAGGAGGAGGCGCUGCGGAUCUCAAGCACCGAAAAGUGCGCCAAGGAGUUUGCUGAAUUCUAAUUGUAUUCAAACAACAACAACAAGAUAUUUACCCUUUACACACACAAACAAACACAUACAUCUUUUCUUUUUUGUAAUAUGUAUGCGUCGUCCUGUCGACGUUGUCGCAGCAAAAAUGCUCCAGCUCCCAGACGCCGCUGUCGCCGUCGCCAAUCAUCAUAUUUCUCAUCACUGGUUGUUGUGUGGGUUAGUGGUGGGUACCUAAAGAAAAUGUGGCGGUACAUCAAAUGGUUCGUCGUACUUUUGUAAAUUAU
Molecule: messenger RNA, 1805 nt
Organism: Musca vetustissima
Lineage: Eukaryota; Metazoa; Arthropoda; Insecta; Diptera; Muscidae
Gene: Pka-C1
Product: cAMP-dependent protein kinase catalytic subunit 1
Exons: 1
Coding region: 490-1551 (353 amino acids)
Biological process (GO): peptidyl-serine phosphorylation
Cellular component (GO): nucleus; cAMP-dependent protein kinase complex
Molecular function (GO): cAMP-dependent protein kinase activity; ATP binding
Source: RefSeq, a predicted model, not a curated record